GCAAAUCUCAGUCAAUCCAAGCUUCCAAACUAUUCAACUUCAUGGGUUUACCAUUGAAGGUAAGAGAGAUCAUAUACGGAGAUCUUCUUACCGUGCCGAGCCUGAUCUGUCUUCGUCAAAACCAGACCGUGCACUCCAAGGAAGACGGUGCCUAUGUGUUCGCUGAGCACAGAGAGUUGCUGUCGGGGAUCUCAUUUGCGCUCACUCAAACUGCCGUUGACGGCUUGAAGUCGCGAGUCCACCGUCACGAGUCCUUCAAUAUCGCCAUUCUUCGCGUCAGUCGGCAAGUCUUCACUGAGACUCGAAAGGUCUUCUACGGAUGUAAUGAGUUCCAGCUCUUCAAUCGCACUCCGGAGACAUCCCCUCCAGUUGACUUCUCCGUUCCCCUGUUUCCGCCUGGCUAUGCGAGAUUCGUCAAGAACAUCACAAUCUGCGCGCAUCAUGUCUAUGGCCUAGGUUAUCUUCUAAAAGGGGGUCAUAAAGACCUGAAGAACCGCUACAGGAAUCUACAAAGGCUGACCCUGGUUCUGGAAUUAGAAAGCAGCAUCAAGAACUACGGGAAGCAGUUCACACGUGCUCGUAGCGAAGACUGGCCGACGUAUGUAGCGCGUGUCCAAGCCAUUCUCCAGCAGGAGACAUACAAUUGUCAAGGCAUCUCGAAGUCGGUCCCGUCAUGGGUUGAAUUGAAGGCACUCUUCAUCGGCGACAGAUACAUUGAAGGCCACAAGAAUUCGAACAUCAACCGGCCUACUCUAGUGGCCAGUGACGAACUAACCAGACGGGCAGAGAUCAAGAGCGCUAUCACAGACGCCUUCAACCAUUUCAAACGGUCUUAUUGAAUUUGUAUCGCAAAUCCACCCCCUUCACUCGGGGUCAGACGACACUUCUUUGACGUGGGGCACUCGAUAUGUUUGCAGAGUGCCUUCGAACUUUUGACGGAGACGGUUUUGAACGUUGCGGAUCGCGCCUAGUAAUAGCGGGCUUCCCUAUCCGCUAAGGUAGGUGGAUCGAAUUUGAGUUAACGGAAAAGAUUUCACGGAAAACAGCACUGGGAGAAAUUUGAGCAAAGGGCGAGUGCAUUCUGCACAUCAUUCCGUCGUGUCUAUGAUGGUUUCGCCAAGUACUCCCUUUCGGCAAUGAGCUGAAGAAAGGUAAAGUGGCAUCGAAUUAGGGGAUAUAGAUCUUCAGGAAAGUAGUUCGUUCAAAGUAAGAAAAAUAAGCAAUGGUCAG
Aaosphaeria arxii CBS 175.79 is the source of this 1230-nucleotide messenger RNA. RefSeq lists its product as uncharacterized. The record is from RefSeq and is a predicted model, not a curated record. Bases 42 to 839 code for a protein of 265 amino acids. The transcript has a single exon. NCBI's taxonomy places the organism in Eukaryota, Fungi, Ascomycota, Dothideomycetes, Pleosporales.